Molecule: messenger RNA, 1377 nt
Organism: Aspergillus caelatus
Lineage: Eukaryota; Fungi; Ascomycota; Eurotiomycetes; Eurotiales; Aspergillaceae
Product: GMC family oxidoreductase
Exons: 1
Coding region: 1-1377 (458 amino acids)
Molecular function (GO): flavin adenine dinucleotide binding; oxidoreductase activity, acting on CH-OH group of donors
Source: RefSeq, a predicted model, not a curated record
AUGGUCGUCAAUGGCUGUAACGCUUUCGAAAGGGCAUACCAGUUGGUAACUAGCAGCGAGACAGCAAGGCAUGACGCACCAUAUCCAGAAGGUGUGACAGCAAAUUAUGAAUACUACGAUGGUAAAAAGGCGGCUCUGGGAAGAGAAACGGGGUUGAACUUUUCAUUUGCGCCUCUUGCAGCGGAGUUCGUCUCACCAAACCAAAGCACAGAUCAACUGUACAGUUUUCCUGCUGGCGCGUAUAGUACAGUUGAUUGGUUACUGGAUCGCAUAUACAACAAUGACACAAGAUUGACUGUCCUGCUGGGAGCAGAGGUUUUAACCGUUAACCCACGAUUGGACACACCAAACGACCGGAGGAUCGACAGCAUAACUGUGCGUCAGAAGGAAACAGUAGGGGAGAUACGAACUACAUCUGCCAAAGCCGUCAUUCUCUGUGCGGGGACAGUUGACACAGCUCACAUUGCAAUCCGAAGCGGAAUGCAGAAAAAUGACCAUAGCAACGUGGGUAAAGGGCUGACGGAUCAUUCAAUAUGGGGCACCCGUUUCAAAAUUGUCCCAGAUCAAGGCGAAUCUCUUUCACCUCUGAAACUACAAGCAUGGUGGGACCUACCAAGCGCGUCCCCGUCCUGUUCUUGUGCUUGCGAGGGAACGUGUGAUGAAAGCUGUCGCUGCACUCGAACUGAACACAGGUGUGACUGUGGAUGCGGGCGACCACGAUGUUGCUGUUUGAAUUCAUGCCAAGGGAUGCAGCCCAGAAAGAACCGACAAAUGGAGGAGGUUAGAUGUGAAGGAGACCCGGUGUUGAUUAACAUCUGUGUCAAUGCGAACACAUUUUUGGGGCAUAGUCUGGAAAGAAUGUUUCCUCUUCAAUGUCUCAAUCAGAGAGGGCAAUCUCUCCCACAGGAGAGAACCGAGAACACGAGGACCAACACAGUGAAUGUGACUUUCGAGUUCGCCUCAAAACUUGAAGACAAAAACAGAGUCCUCAACAAAGGUCAGCCCGCGCCGGUCCUGGACAUAUCAGAAUCUGAUGAAAACUCCGGAUGCUAUGAAGCAAUGAAACACAUGACACGCAAUAUUAUGAAAGCUCUGCAGCCUGAGUUGUUUAAUGGCAGAUCCUCUGUGGAUGAGAGGAGAAUUAGGCUAUCAAGAGCAGAAUUCGGGGCAGUUGCUCAUGAAGUAGGAACAAUGCGAAUGGGUACACAGGACGAUGCAGCUGCCGUUGUUGAUGAGAAUCUCAAAGUUAAAGACUGGAAGGGUUUGUAUGUCUGUGACCUGUCGGUUUUCCCAGCAUCUCCAGCGGCCAAUCCGUCGUUGACGUUAGUGGCACUUGCUAUGAGACUUGCAAACUACCUGGUGGAAAAGAGUGGGUAG